Molecule: messenger RNA, 6288 nt
Organism: Salmo salar (Atlantic salmon)
Lineage: Eukaryota; Metazoa; Chordata; Actinopteri; Salmoniformes; Salmonidae
Source: RefSeq, a predicted model, not a curated record
UGAAGAACGGACUGGGAGAGAAGAGCCCCUUUGCUUCCUUGCGGGAUUUAUUUGUUUGUUACAUUUUUCCUUUUCUGUUCCCUUGUAUUGACCAUUUGUAUCCGAAUGCCUGCGACUUGCCCGGACGGUCCCCACUUUCAAGGGAGGGAGAGUUGGCUGACAUGACAGCAUGUGAAGAGUGGGGAUUCCUUAAGAAGAAGGAUCAGGAUUUGGCUUUUUACAGUUUGUUCACCAUGGCAGGUCAUGUCCAGUGAUCACACAUUCUGUUCCAUUUAAAGAUUUGUCUUCUUUUUUUAUCUUUUUGGAGUUGACAGCCUAGUUACCACGUCUAACAGACUGUAUUACCCUUUGCCUGUCAGUGGAUUUCAUGGACGACCGUUGGGAAUCUUUUCUUGGAAUCUGCUGCUGUGCUUUCAACGACUCAAUGCAUUCUCUACUCCAGCUUAUGCCCUUUGGAUAUUAUCUGAUUGCUUCUUUUCUGUUGGAUUUCAUCCACUAACUAUCUAUACUUACUACUUGUUGGAUAUUGUUGGGAAAUAUCUGUUGGGAUUUCUUUCUGCUGGAAGUUCAACUGUGCCAGUGAGUGCCCUUGAUAGGGUUGAUUCUCUGCUCUGCUAGAGGAGUCUUGAGGUGGGCUUUUCCUCUGAAGAAAUGGAUGGCCCUCGGUCCAGUGGGCUCCGCAAAAAGAGGAAGUCUAAGUCCGAGAGGGAUCGGGGACGGAGAUCAAAUGGGAUAAGGAACAACAACCAUAAGAGGGGGGACUCUGUGGGGCUGCGCUUCUCCUCGGAUUCAGAGAGGGAGGAAGGAGGCAGGAACCCCUCUUCCUCCCGUCCAAGGCCCCCCAGGAGAAAGAGAAAGGAGUCUACGUCCACUGAGGAGGACAUCAUAGACGGCUUCUCCAUCUCUGGUUUCAUGACGCUGGAGGCGUUGGAGAAGGACCUGACCAUGAAGCCCCAGGAGUGCAGGGAGAACCAGGAGAACCAUCAGGAGAACCAGGCAGGCCCCCCCCUGCACAAGAAGAAGCCCCCCAGGGUCCCUAACGGAUUCAGCCUGGACACCCGCAAAGCCCACAACAACCACCUUAACAACCACCACAACAACCAUAGCAACCAUCACCAGCAUUCUGACCAGGAAAACAACAACCCACGCCUGGCUCCUCAGACCAACGGCAAGAAGAAGAACAAGAACAGCCUGCAGAAGAAACACAGGCCACUGAAGCCAGGACAGAACAACUGCAAGGACAGCGACAGCGAGAGUGUGAGCGGAGGGUCCAAGCCUUUUGUCGGAAGCAGCUCCAGAGAUAGGCUGAGUGACUGUGACAGUGAGAGCGACCAGGAAGACAAGGGCUCUGAUGCCAGCUCAGAGAAAUUCUUCAGCACCGCUGCAGUUAAAGUUCCAGAUUUCAGCGUCGAUGCGCUGUCCACCAAUGACAUCCAGGAGCGUGGCGGCCUGGGCCUCCCCAAGGUGUCAGGCCUAGAGCGCAGCCAGGAGAAGAGUCAGGAGAGCUGCAAGGACGUCCCCGUGCCUCUCCCCGCUCCCAGUGCCCCCAAGCAGCCCCUACCCCCGCAGCCCUACACGGCUGGCCGCCCUCGGCCCCUGCCUCUGUCCCUACCCACCUCCCAGGCCCAUCCCUCUCUCCACAGCCCCCGUCUGGCACAGGCCCCGGUCCACCAGCCCCCACGCUCAGAGGCUUCUCUCAGGCCUCAGAUCCCCGCAGCCCUGCCUCUCGCUCAGGGCCAAGAGCCUUCGCAGGCCCCCCAGCCCAGGCCCCAGCACCAGCCUGAGCCCCUGUCCCGGCCCCAGCGCCAGCCUGAGCCACUGUCCCACCCCCGGCCUCCGCCCAGUCUGCACCCACACCCCGCCCUACUGUCCCACCACCCCAGCCAGAGCCAGGCCGGGCCUCAACGCCUCCCCUCACACUGUGGGGCCCACCCUCGCCCCCUGUCUGCCUACAGCAGCAGCCUUAGCCUUAACGGCCUCAGCAGCAGUCGGAGUAGUACCCCGAGCGGUACCAAGCCCCACGGCCCCACGGCCCACGGUCCGUCCCCACACCUACCCCACCUCCCACCUUCCGGCUCUGCCUCUGCAGCCACAGCCUUCCCCCUGCCCCACCCAGCUAAUCAGAUCGCUCCCCACGGUUUCCCCCCCGCCCUGCAGUCCUCGCCACACCCCCACCACCCCAAUAUGUUUGCGCCUCCACCGGCCUUGCCCCCACCUCCGCCACUGACGUCUAGCACCCUGCCAGUCCCCGGAGGACACCCCGCCGCUGGGACGCCCUAUUCAGAACAAGACCUGCUGCGCCAGGAGCUCAACAACCGUUUCCUCGCCUCGCAGAGCGCCGACCGCGGGGCCUCCCUGGGCCCGCCCCCGUACCUGCGCACCGAGCACCACCAACACCAGCACCAGCACCAGCACCAACACACGCACCAGCACACCCACCAGCACACCUUCACCCCCUUCUCCCACGCCAUCAUGCCAACCCCUGCACCCCCCAUGGUGCGUACCCCAGCCAGAAAUUUUGAAAAGUUCCCAACAAAAGUUGACCCUUUCUACAGACACAGCCUGUUCCACUCCUACCCCCCGGGCGUGUCCGGCAUUCCACCGGUGAUCCCUCCGACCGGGCCCUUUGGCUCGCUGCAGGGGGCCUUCCAGCCCAAGACUUCUAACCCACUGGAUGUGGCCUCAAGAGCUGGAGCAGUCCCACACACACUCUUACAGAAGGACCCCAGGCUAACGGAUCCGUUUCGGCCCAUUCUCAGGAAACCAGGGAAGUGGUGUGCCAUGCAUGUCCACAUGGCCUGGCAGAUCUACCACCACCAGCAGAAAGUCAAGCAGCAGAUGCAGGUCGACCCGCACAAGCUGGACUUCGGGCUCAAGCCGGAGUUCCUCAGUCGACCCCCUGGCCCCAGCCUCUUUGGCGCAAUGCACCACCACCACCACGACUUAGCGCGUCCCGCUACGCUCUUCUCAGCAGCAGGUUCUACACACCCGUCAGCCGGACCGUUCGGCCACCCGCCCCACCACCCUGGCAACUUCCUCACCCCUGCACCUCACUUAGAGCCAUUCAGUAGGCCUCCCUCGUUUGGAGGUCUCUCAUCUCUUAGCACAGCAGCCUUCGGUGGGCUUGGAAACCCAGCACUAAAAUCUCUAACAGCGCCUAACUCUGUGUUUGGCCAUAAAGACAACCCCAAUGCACAGCAGCACUUCAACAACAACCAUGAGCCGUGGAACCGGCUGCACCGCACGCCACCCUCCUUCCCCACCCCUCCGCCCUGGCUCAAACCUGCCGACUCGGAGAGGAGCGCCUCGGUCAGCUCCCACGAGAGAGACAGAGACUCAGACAAGCGAGACACGUCCUCCAUCAACAAAGACGACAAGGAGAGGGAAGCCAUGGAGAAGCGUCACCAGAGCCAUCCGUCCCCAGUGCCCAUUAACCCCAUCAGCCUGCUGGGUCACAGCCGUCCCCCAGAGCCCCAAAAGAACCACCUGCCCCCCAGCGAACCCCCCAGGGACAAGGACAAGCCCAAAGAUCGAGACAGGGACAGGGAGCACCCCGACUCCUGGAAGCUCAACGGCACAGACGAGCACAAACUCAAAGAGAAUCACCACGGCGACAAGGAUACAACACCAAUCAUCCACGACGGGCGGGUGACUGAGGACAAGGCCAACGGCAGAGGAACGACCUCACCCUACAUCCGCCAGACCAGCCUGGACCGGCCCAACGGGGGGCUGGGGAGGGGGGAGAGAGAGGCCCUGAUGGAGAAGAAGGGAGAGCUGCCCUCUCUCUACGAGCACCACAAGAAGAACAACAACGAGGUGAAGGUAAAGGAGGAGAGGAAAGAGGAGCAGGAUAGCCCUACAGACAGGGACAGACCCCCCUCUCACCCUCACCUCCACCCACACCUGCCCCAGGUGCCCCCCACGCCCAGCCUCCAUACCCACCACCACCCCCCUUCCUCCAUGGCGAUGCCCAUGGGCAUGGCGGGCGUCCACCCAAUGAACAGCAUCAGCGGCCUGGAGAGGACUCGAAUGGUGGCCCCCUUCUUGGGCAUCAGCCCCAUUCCGGGGGCAGAGAGGUUCCCCUACCCAGCCUUCCACUGGGACCCCAUGAGGGACCCCUACAGGGGCCUAGACAUCCACAGACGGGACCCUCUGGCCAGGGACCUGCUGCUGAGGAACGACCCCCUGCAUCGGCUGGCCGGGCAGCGCCUUUACGAGGCAGAACGCUCCUACAGGGACCGAGAAGCUCAUGACUUUAACCGCGACCACCACCACCCUCUAGCCCUGGAGCAGCGCCGGGAGCAGGAGGCCCGGGCACACUUGGAGGAGCGUGAGCGGUUGCACAUGCUCAGAGAAGACUACGAGCAUGGCCGCCUGCAUGCCGCCAUGCACCACCCGGCCCUGGACGGCCACCUGCCACACCACCACGCUGCCCUCAUGGUCCCCGGAUUACCCAGCAUGCACUACCCCAGGGUCAGCCCUUCGGCCGCCGCUGCAGCUCACGCCGCCCACCAGAAUGGUAUCCUGAACAAAACACCGCCCACAGCCUCCCUGAGUGCCCCGCCCCCCCUCAUCCCCACGCUGGGUGCCAGGCCGGGCUCCCCCAGACGGACUACGCCCCUCACCACAGACAUCAGAGACAGACCAUCAGCACACAACCACAAAGACAUAGAGGCACGGUGAGCAGAGUGGGGCGCAAUCCUCACCCUGGAUUGGAGGCAGACUACAGGCAUACUCUGCCCUGUGCCUCACACCAAGCACUUAGCUUUGGAAACAGCAGACUGUACCAUAGCUGUAAAUAAUAUGUGGGGGAGAACACCCACAGAUUAUGUUUUUGUAACAUUUUUAAAAAGUCGGGGGGGGUUUGCUCCAGUUUGCUCCUGCUUUUUGUGUGUAUUCAUUCUCUUGUACAGAACGUGUCCUGGACUACCCUGAAGGUGUGUAGGGCAAUGGAAACAGCACCCUCAAAGACAUUUGGAAUGUUCAGGUACUUCAAUGCAUUGACAGGCAGCAAAGUGUGUAGAUAUGUGUACAGUCGACAUGCUCACUCCUUAAGGAACAAAUCAAGGUACAAAUAUGCAAAAGGGUGUUUUGAAAGCUUUACUUUGAACAAAUGUAAAUAGAGGACUAUUAUUAAUGAGGAGGAAGUUCAGAAUGUGCUUUUUGCUGAUUGGUUUUAGCUUGACGCAGCUGAAAAGGUUAACAUUGUACCACCAUGCCCCACAUUCAACUAUGCAACAAAUGUCUUGGCUUCUACUCUGAAAGCCAGCCUGGUCACCAUCCCAACUGAGUCUGACAACACUGUAUUCUCUCCACAACCUACAUCUCACAAACCCAUUAUAAUGUAUGUAUCACUGAAAUGAAAUCCACAGUACUCAUAGAAAAACACAAUAUCCUAGUACGGUAUACGGUUGUGCAAACGUUAAACAAUUUUCUUAAAUAUGAUACAAAAGUGUGGUAACAAUCCUUAAAAUUCCUAUUAUAGAGCUAUUCAUUUUGCAGAGGAAUUCCAAUGCCUGAAGUCACAGUGGUUCCCAACUUUUUUCCCUUACUGUACCACCAACUGAAUUUUGCUCUGCCUGAAGUACCCCCUCAUGUGCAUUUUACCAGUAAGCCUAUGGUCUAAAGAGUCUUCUAGUACCCCCUGGAUAGGCCAAGUACCCCCAGGGGUCCUAAUACGUCUGGUUGGGAACCACUGACCUAACAGAGAGAGAAAGAUUGAUAGAAAGUGAGAGAGAUCCCUUACUCCAACAACUCAACUCCUACCACCAUUCUUGUUUUGGAGAGAAUACAGCACAUUUACAAAAAGACCCCACAUUUUACCUUCUAAAGGAGUGUAAAGUAUGUGUUUGGAAAUAAGUUAUGUUUAUCUAACAGUGUAUUAAAGUGCUAUCUAAGCUGUUGUAUCUACAAAAAUAAAAAGACAAAAAAGCCAGUCUAAACUAUGGACAGUUUGUUUCUAAAGAGCAGAGAUCUAUUUUAGUAGUCCACUGAAGGUUUAGUUGUGCGCUUCAAAACUCUGUGAGAGCCAGAUGUUGUGCAGUGUUUUUUUAACCCCACAUUAAAAAUGUCCACUGAAGCCGUAGUGGUUAGUCAAUGCAUAUUGCAAAGAGAUUGUAAACAAGAAAAACAAUUUUGCUGUUUAUCAUGUAUGUAAAAAAAAUAUGUCUUUCUAGAUGAGAAAAAAACAAAACAAAACAAGCGAUGCGACUGAAUCUUCAGCAUGCUCCUCAUUUAAAUGUGUGUUAUGUAAAUUGUGCCAUGUUAUUAAAAAAUGUGAACUAAAAA